Molecule: messenger RNA, 2066 nt
Organism: Hipposideros armiger (great roundleaf bat)
Lineage: Eukaryota; Metazoa; Chordata; Mammalia; Chiroptera; Hipposideridae
Gene: MVD
Product: mevalonate diphosphate decarboxylase
Exons: 10
Coding region: 172-1374 (400 amino acids)
Biological process (GO): isopentenyl diphosphate biosynthetic process, mevalonate pathway; isoprenoid biosynthetic process
Cellular component (GO): cytosol
Molecular function (GO): diphosphomevalonate decarboxylase activity
Source: RefSeq, a predicted model, not a curated record
AGGCCAUCGUCCGAUCCCGCUCAUUGGCUGAGAGGUGGAGCGUGGGCCAGAUCCGCUGCUGAUUGGACAGCGCACGAACAGCUGGGGUCGCGUGGGUCACUGGAGGGAACUUCUGCGGCGCGUAUCUGGACGGCUGAAGGCUGUGGGCUGGAGUUGCCGAGUUCUUCGGCCAUGGCCUCGGAGAAGCCGCUUGUGGCCGUGACCUGCACCGCGCCGGUCAACAUCGCGGUCAUCAAGUACUGGGGAAAGAGAGAUGAGGAGCUGAUCCUGCCCAUCAACUCCUCUCUGAGUGUCACGUUGCACCAGGACCAGUUAAAAACCACCACAACAGCUGUCAUUAGCAAGGACUUCACCGAGGACCAGAUUUGGCUCAAUGGCCAGAAGGAGGAUGUGGGCCAGCCCCGCAUCCAGGCCUGCCUGAGGGAGAUCCGCCGCCUGGCCCGGAAGCGGAGGAGCACUGAUGACAAGGACCCGCCGCCCCUCAGCCUCAGCUACAAGGUUCAUGUUGCAUCGGUGAACAACUUCCCCACGGCCGCAGGUCUGGCCUCCUCAGCUGCGGGCUAUGCCUGCCUAGCCUAUGCCCUGGCCCAAGUCUAUGGGGUCGAGAGUGACCUCUCCGAAGUGGCUCGCCAGGGCUCGGGCAGCGCCUGCCGGAGCCUGUAUGGUGGCUUUGUGGAGUGGCAGAUGGGGGAGCGGGCCGACGGGAAGGACAGCAUUGCCCGGCAGGUGGCCCCCGAGUUGCACUGGCCCGAACUCCGAGUCCUCAUCCUUGUGGUGAGCACUGAGAAGAAGCCAACUGGCAGCACAGCGGGCAUGCAGACCAGCGUGGAGACCAGCCCCCUGCUCAAGUUCCGAGCCGAGGCAGUGGUCCCGGCUCGCAUGGCGGAGAUGACCCGCUGUGUCAAAGAGAGGGACUUCCAGGGCUUUGGCCAGCUGACCAUGAAAGACAGCAACCAGUUCCACGCCAUCUGCCUGGACACCUUCCCGCCUAUCUCUUACCUCAACGACAUCUCCAGGCGCAUCAUCCACCUGGUGAACUGCUUCAACACCCACCACGGGCAGACCAAGGUGGCGUACACGUUUGACGCGGGCCCCAACGCCGUGAUCUUCACCCUGGACAACACUGUGGCCGAGUUUGUGGCCGCUGUAAGGCACAGCUUCCCCCCUGAGUCAAAUGGAGACAAGUUUCUGAAGGGGCUGCCCGUGAGGCCCGCCCUGCUCUCAGACGAGCUUAAAGCUGCGCUGGGCAUGGAUCCCACCCCUGGCGGCAUCAAGUACAUCAUUGCCACUCAGGUGGGGCCUGGGCCUCAAAUCCUGGAGGACCCUCACGCGCACCUCCUGGGCCCCGACGGCCUGCCGAAGCCAGCUGCUUGACCAGUUCUUCGACAAGAGCCCUGGCCACCACUUGGAGAAGGGACGCUUUGCUGGGAGAAGGGGCUGCUUUGCUGGGACUAGGGAGCUGGCUGUGGCAGCGGCCGUGCUGUGCUUGUUGGGACUGGUGGGUAGCCACCUGGCUGCAGGCCGGGCAGUAUGCUGUGGCUGAGUGGGGGCAGUGGAGCGACUACUUGCAGGUACCAGGUGGUCAGGACCAGGGCCCCCACCAAGCGCCUCACCGUCCCCACCUACACCAGUGCUGUGCCGAGAUGAGGGCUGGGUUCAGGUGUGGGACCUGGGGGACCCAGCCAAUGGUGGUGAGCUGCCGGUGUGUCCCCCCAUGAAGGAUCUCUGGCCCUGAGCCCUGGAGCCACGCCCACUGACUGAAACAGGAGCUGGGCCACCGGAGAUGAUGGGGAGUUGGCAUCCCUCCAUGGAGCUGGAGGUCCAGUCACUGCGGGGAGCAGCCUCUGCAGGCUCCGGAGCCCUCCACAAAGGACUUAGAACAUGACAGUUGUCCUACCUCCUCUGCCAGAACCCAGGCCACUGGGUGUGGAUGGCAUGUUUCUUCAUAAAAAGAUCAGGAGUGUGUCUCCAACAGGAGAUGGGAGAGCAGCACCAUGGUGCAUUGUCACAGGGAGCCCUAUCAACAGGCCACGGGGAAUAAAACCAGCGUUGCUGAUUGGGUCUGG